This is a messenger RNA of Elaeis guineensis (African oil palm), 2391 nucleotides long. The record is from RefSeq and is a predicted model, not a curated record. NCBI's taxonomy places the organism in Eukaryota, Viridiplantae, Streptophyta, Magnoliopsida, Arecales, Arecaceae.
AUGGGGAAAGCAUUCUUUAUUAGAAAAAGAAAUAUGAGAAGGGAUAAGCAGAGCGCGGAGACUGCUAGGGGAAUCGAACGAUCAAAUCCGUUGUUGAUCCUUGGUAGUUUCUUUCCUCCUCUUGCUAUCGUAAGCGGUAUUUAGAAAGGCGUCCUUCUUCUCGUAAAAGAUUCUUGACUAUUUUUGGGGACUAGAUGUGCUUUAAGAAAAAGGCUUUUAGGAAAUUAGACAGUGGGGUUUUCAAAUCCCCUCUAUGUGAAUAAUCCCUAAAGACAUUAGAGGAGAAUAGGGAGUUCAUUGCAUUUUAGCGGGACAAUACGAGCAGAGAAUUUGAAACAAUAACAAUUUUGUUUCAGGGAUUACCAACAUUCUUCUUUUAAUUAUGAGCUGAGACUGGAGUGAUAAUAAGUCCUUAUGGCUGGUCUGGAGGAGCUGAAAAAGAGAUUAGAGCCCUUAUUUGAUUCAGAAAAAGGGCCCUCGAAUGGGAUGCCAUUGGAUCCUUGUGACUCAUAUAUGAAUUUGCACGACUAUGUGAUACAGUAAUACACUUGUAAAUGGAUGACACAGAACUGAUUGGCCCACCGUUUCCUCUUACAAAGGUGUCGGAAGGUGGAACAGUCAACUUGUUGAGCAGAUCAUGCGGCGUGUACAAUAUCAAUGAGCUAGGUCUGCAAAAGCGUACAGCUGGGAUAGUAGAUGAAGUGGAAGGAGAAAAGAUGUAUCGUUGUGCUUCUCAUGAUAUGCAUAUUUUUGGAGCCAUAGGUUGUGGAGCAAGCAGUGUAGUUCAGAGAGCAAUAUAUGUACCCAUUCACCGAAUUUUGGCCCUGAAGAAGAUAAAUGUAUUUGAGAAGGAGAAAAGGCAACAACUUCUUAAUGAGAUAAGGACACUUUGUGAGGCAUCUUGCUAUCCGGGUUUAGUUGAAUUCCAUGGAGCAUUUUAUACCCCUGACUCAGGACAAAUUAGCAUUGCCCUGGAAUACAUGGAUGGAGGUUCACUUGCAGAUGUUUUGAGGGUGAAGAAAUGUAUACCAGAGCCAGUUCUCUCGCAUAUGGUUCAGAAAUUGCUGCAAGGGUUAAGCUACUUGCAUGGGACAAGACAUCUAGUACAUAGAGAUAUAAAACCUGCAAAUUUGCUCAUAAAUCUCAAGGGGGAGCCGAAAAUUACUGAUUUUGGAAUAAGUGCGGGUUUAGAUAAUUCAAUGGCGAUGGUAUGUUAUCUGUGUGCUACCUUCGUUGGUACUGUUACUUACAUGUCACCUGAGAGAAUUCGAAAUCAGAACUACUCAUACGCGGCUGACAUUUGGAGCCUUGGAUUAGCCAUAUUUGAAUGUGGUACAGGAAAAUUUCCAUAUACCGCAAACGAAGGACCUGCCAAUCUUAUGUUGCAGAUCUUGUAUGACUCAUCACCUACACCUCCAGAAGACUCGUACUCACCAGAGUUCUGCUCAUUUGUUGAUGCUUGCCUGCAGAAAGAUGCUGAUGCAAGGCCGACAGCUGAGCAGCUUCUAUCACAUCCAUUUAUUAGGAAAUAUGAGAACACCAAUGUGGACUUGGCAGAAUAUGUUCGAAGUGUUUUUGAUCCAACACAGAGGUUAAAGGAAAUAGCAGAUAUGCUAAUUGUCCACUAUUACUUGCUUUUUGACCGAGCUGAUGGGCUUUGGCAUCAUAUUAAAACAUUCUAUAAUGAAGGUUCAACUUUCAGUUUCUCAGGAAAACAGUAUGUUGGACCGAAUGAUAUAUUUGCAAUUCUAUCAGAUAUAAGGAGAAAAUUAGCAGGUGAUCGGCCUCAAGAGAAACUUGUGCAUGUUGUGGAGAAGCUUCAGUGCCGCACACAUGGGAAAGAUGAGGUUGCAAUUCGUGCAUCAGGAUCCUUCGUCAUAGGAAACGACUUUCUUAUAUGCGGAAAUGGAAUGCAAGCAGAAGGAAUGCCCAAUAUGCAAGAACUAUCACUUGAUGUUGCAAGUAGGCGUGUGGGGACUUUUCAUGAGCAGUUCAUAAUGGGUCCAGGAAGUGGUAUCGGAUGCUUCUUCAUAAAAAGGCAGGAGCUGUACAUACGGCAAACAUAGCAACAAACAUUGGAGUGAUACCAUAAGGUGAGAUUUUAACUUGCAGCCCAUUCAGCUAUCUCAAGAAAUGAAGUUCAAUGCUUUACUGAUGAGCCACUUUGUCUAUUUUAACUUGAAACAUGAUGAAUGUUACAGAGGAGCGAGAGGAAAGGCAUAUGAUAAAACCUAAUUUGUAAUGAUAUCUGCAGCAAGUGACUUCAUUUAACUUUGGCACAAGGGGAACAAAUUUGUUUCAAUUAUACAGAUGAGUUUACUGAUUCUCUUUUCAGGGCUGUGAUGUAUCCGUCGUCUGGAAUCCUGCUGAGAAUAAAUAUAUGGCUAUCGU